Drosophila willistoni is the source of this 2646-nucleotide messenger RNA. RefSeq names its product GATOR complex protein WDR24 (gene Wdr24). Gene Ontology annotation, molecular function: protein binding. The coding region runs from base 88 to 2379 and encodes 763 amino acids. The transcript has 8 exons. The record is from RefSeq and is a predicted model, not a curated record. Lineage: Eukaryota; Metazoa; Arthropoda; Insecta; Diptera; Drosophilidae. Gene Ontology annotation, biological process: positive regulation of TOR signaling.
UUCUUGUUUUGUUUUGGGUCUGCAAUUGCUCUUAUCAAAUUGUACAUAAAAAAAUAGUUUUAAUUUGGUUUUACUUGUUCUGGCAAAAUGCCCGACUCUAUGGAAGAUCCUGCCACAGUGUCUUUAAGGAUAUGUCUGGAGGGUCAUGCCAAUGCUUUAGCUCUAAACAAGGAUUACACACAAAUUGCCGUGGCCGGGCGCAGCUUGCUAAAGGUGUAUUCUAUUGACAAUUAUGGCUUCACUGAAUCCUGCAAUAUGCGCGGUGGCAAAAACCAAAAUCUUAGCUAUUCAUCAAACGAUGUCUCCUGGAGCACACUGGAUAGCAAUCUAUUGGCUACGGCUGCCACUAAUGGAGUAGUUUCUGUUUGGGAUUUAUCGAAAUUUGGACGACAAAAGCAGCUGCUAGUCUACAAUGAGCACGAACGGACAGCCCAUACGGUGACAUUUCAUAGCAGCGAGCCGAAUAUUCUGAUCUCAGGAUCACAAGAUGGAACCAUUAAAUGCUUUGAUAUACGCUCAGAUAAAUCGGUCAAUACAUACUUUAGCAAUUCAGAAUCCGUGCGCGACGUUAAGUUCAGUCCUCAUACACAAAACAUAUUCUCUGCAGUGUCCGAGAAUGGAACAGUACAAUUGUGGGAUAUGCGGAAGUGGGAUAAGUGCAUGGUUCAAUUUACCGCUCACAGUGGACCCAUAUACACAUGCGACUGGCAUCCGACAAGGAAUUGGCUGGCCACCGGUAGCAGAGAUAAACAGAUCAAAGUUUGGAAUAUGGAUGGUCGUCCUGGACUCGAGUAUACAAUCCAUACCAUUGCAGUUGUCGGUCGUGUCAAAUGGCGACCAGAAAGAACUUAUCACAUUGCCAGCUGCGCUCUGGUGGUGGAUUACAGUAUCCAUGUGUGGGAUAUACGUCGUCCCUUUAUACCAUUUGCCUCCUUUAACGAUCAUACCAAUGUCACCACUGGCAUUGCUUGGCAGGGAGAUUCGCACUGCUUGCUCUCUACCAGCAAGGACUCGACGAUAUAUAAGCACGCCUUUAAAGAUGCCACACGGCCAGCACUGAAGGCCAAUGCUCAGGGUGCUAGUCUGGGCAGGCAUGGUGAUAUAUCGUUUGCUCAAAAAAUUAAAGAGUAUGCCGUAAAGACAAGUGGCGUAACCAAUACAAAAACUACAAGCUUUAAAAGUCGCUCAAAAACACCUGUGGCCGGUAGCAUGCAAUUCCAUUUGGAUCAUUCCAAAAUGUACAAAUUUAGACUGAAGGAUGUAGAGCCUCAUUCACAAGCACUUAGCGAACAUGAAUCUUUUAUAGGCUGUGCCCAGGAUCUCUUGAUAAGCGGCAAAAAACUGGCCGAUCUGUGUGAUCACAAUGCGGAUGUCUGUCGUAAAUACGGGAAACAUAAUGCCACCACACUGUGGAAUUUUAUAAAGCUUUUUUAUGGUACCAAUCAUUUUGAGCCACCUUUUGAGCAUCGCGCAUCUUUCUCAACCAAUUCAAGACGCGCCACUCAGGUGCAAAGCGAUUGGACUAUGCCACAGCGUGGCGAAAUGGGUCAGGACUUGAAUGGCAACAAUCAAGAGGCACCGCAUGAAAUCGGUGCCGAUUCCAGUGUGGACAUCGAUGAUGAGCAUGAACAUCCACCAACUAGUUCGGUCAUACUCUCCGAGACUCAAAUCCUUAGCGAAAUAACAUUUGAUAAUUUUGAACUUCUGCGGAAUGGCUUUAUUUACGUUGGUCCCACAUCAGAUGUAAGCAAGGCACUAGCAUUUCCUGCCCUCCAUCACGAUGUACAGGCAGCCAGAGCCCAAGUGGAUCUCAAGGCGAAUGAACAUGAAAAGUCACCGCCUCCGCAUGUGCCCACCGUACUGAAAGUCCCCCAUGUGCCCAUACCCAUGUGGGAACCCCAUAAAUUUGUGGCCGAUGCUCUAAUGCUGCAAAACGAUGUUGGCGAUGUUCAAACAGCUCUUACAGUGAUAAUUGCUUUGGGAGAGGCACGCAAACUGCUGCCACUAGAAGAUGCUCUGGUGGAGCAUUGGUUUCAUGCCUAUGUCGAUCAACUGCAUCGCUAUGAACUUUGGAAUGAGGCUGGCGAGGUGAUUAAUCGCUCUUGGUUGCGUUCGGUGCGUCAAUUGAAUCAACAGUCAACCACCAUGCACACAAACUGCGGUAAAUGUUCCCGUCCUUUGGCCGGACACGUUGGUUGGCUGUGCGAUAAAUGUAAAUCGAUGCAAUCGGCCAAAUGUUGUGUCUGCGGUCUAAUUGUUCGUGGAAUCUAUGCGUGGUGCCAGGGCUGCUCCCAUGGCGGUCAUAUCGAGCAUUUACAAAAAUAUUUUGCCCAACACUCCAAGUGCCCAACAUGUGGCCAUUUGUGUGCAUAUUCGUGAUACCAAGAGGAAGUACAAUUAGGCAUUGUUAAUUAGUUUUGAAUGUGAUUUUCUUUUUUUCAUUUAGUACAUAGGAUGUAUAUAUAAUAUGUAUUUUGGGCUACUUGAUGAAAGUGCUCUUAAAAGGCAAUAUAACUACUACCUUUACUCAGUUGGUUGGUUGUUUGAUGGAUAGUUCAUUCAUUCAUUCAUUCAAUCAAUCGAUCGAUCAGUAGCAGAAAGGGGAGAAAAAAUUAUAAUAUUGAGAAUUCUGUAAGAAUUGAGAAA